Molecule: messenger RNA, 9734 nt
Organism: Sinocyclocheilus rhinocerous
Lineage: Eukaryota; Metazoa; Chordata; Actinopteri; Cypriniformes; Cyprinidae
Gene: prx
Product: periaxin
Exons: 7
Coding region: 286-8067 (2593 amino acids)
Biological process (GO): regulation of RNA splicing
Cellular component (GO): nucleus; cytoplasm
Molecular function (GO): protein binding
Source: RefSeq, a predicted model, not a curated record
AGCCUCUGUCCAUCCAUCUCUUUUUUUCUCUACCGCAUUCUCGUUCACUUUUGACACCAACAUGCCCCCCAACAAAGAAACCCAAAUUCGCACCCUCUGUAUCUACUUCCGAUUGACCGACCCCCUCCUGUAUCGGUUUGCCCUCUCUUCCCGACUCAGAGACGGUCUCCCCUUCGUGUUCGCUGGAAGUGAUCUGCUCACAGCACCCGGCCCGUGGUCUGACCCGUAUCAGUGGUGCGUGGGAUGCGUGUUCGGUGUGCGUGAGCGUGUAUCUUGUCUUCUGUCAUGUGUGAGUGUCUGCGAGGGAUCUUCCGUGUCACCUGGACACCCUCUUCAGAUGCAGAGUCUGACAGAGAGGACAGUCAUGGGAAUCCACAAGCCAGAGAUUCACCUGUAAACAACAAAAGACGCUCUCCUCCCUCAGACAAGCCUCCCUUUGGCGCUCAUCUAAGUACACAGCACAGCAUCUCCGCUGAUGAACAGGACAGCCCAGAGCGAAUUGUUCAAAAGGAAAAACUCCAUGCAGAACUAAAACAGGUUUUGAGUCAGAAGAGAAGCCAGCUUAGAGACACCCAAUCCACCCUCACAGACAUGGAGGAACCCCCCAAGACAGGCAGUAAGAAUGAGGUGGAGAAGGAAAAGCAGUUGUCAGAGCUUGUGGAAGUGGUUGUUGAAACACAGGCUGAGGUUGGAGCUAGUGGGUACAGUGUUGUGGGUGGAGGGGAGCAAGGCAUCUUCAUCAAAGAGGUCUUGAAAGACUCCCCAGCAGCAAAGCACCUCAGUCUACAGAAAGGAGAUCAACUUCUAAGUGCCAGGGUGUAUUUUGAUAACGUGAAAUAUGAGGACGCAUUAAAAAUUCUUCAGUGUGCAGAACCCUACAAAGUGUCUUUCUUUUUGAAGAGGACUGUGCCAGGAAGUGAAGUCAGCAUACGUCCAGGUGCACAAAAUCUUGAGCUCAGAGGACCUAAGGCCAAGAUGCAAAAAAUGAGCGUCAAAAGCGAGAAACCGUUCAAAACCAAGAAAAGGAGAGGAGGAAGAUUUGGAUUGAAAAGACUGAAAGAGAACAAAAAAGCAACAGCACAGGCAGAGCUGGAUGUUGAGGGCUCACCUGGUAGAUCAGACCUCAGUCCUGUUGAUGUUGAGUUCGUAUUCCCGAAGUUCAAGAUGAGGAAAGGUGGGAAGGCCACUGCAGAUGGAUCAGAACAUCUGGAGGGUGUUAUUACUAGUACUAAGAAGAAGAGGAAAAUCAGAUUUCUAAAGAUGAAGGCCAUGGAUGCUGCUGUGGCUGAAAAGAAUGUCAAUGAAGAUUUUUCACCACAUGAGGGAGAGGCCUCUAGUGCAAAGCUGAAGGCCAAGACGAAAGGUCCAAAAUUUGGAAUGAAUUUCCUUAAAAUUAAAAAGUCAAAGUUAGAUGUACAAUCUUCAAAUGACAGUUUUGAGGUGAAAGAACUAGAAGCCAAAUUUAAGCCUCCAUCAGUAGAGUGUGAUUUCAACAUGCCUCAGGACAAAGCUGAAACUAAUGUUCCUAAUCUUGAGGUUAGUGUUAAAGGAAAAGGAGAGGGUCCUGAGAUAAAAAUAUCGAAGAUAAAUCUGGAUGUCUCAGAUACAAUGGGGACAGUCCCAAAGUUGAAACUGCCAAAGGUAAGACUUUCUUGUCAUUCAGAUGAAAUGGAUGGAGAGGCAAGGAAAGAAACUGAUACAUCUGAAAAUAAACUGAAAAUGCCCAAGAUUGACAUCAAAGCACCAAAUGUGGAUUUAGACUUGCAUUUCCCAAAGACUAAGGGCAAGGCAGAAUUCAAACUUGUUGAAGUUCCUGAUUGCAAUGUAAAAGGAACAAAAAUCAACACAGCCACGCCUGACACAUCCUUACCAGUGCUAAACCUUGAUGCAAAACAAAGAUUUGGAGAUGACAUUGAUGGAUCCAUGGACAAAGAGCAUAAGAUUUUCCUCCCCAAACCUGACAUUGCAGUGCCCAAGAUAGAAACGUCAUGUCUUCCUAUAUUAGAUGUGUCAUUACCAAAGAUGACUGCAAAAAACAUUGAUACUGAGGGACAUGCAAGUACUGGGGUAAAAUAUGGAAUGACAAAAUUAGACAUCUCUCUUCCAAAAAUAACAUCCCCUGAGGGUGAAGUCAUAGUUGAAGAACCUGGACCAAAAGGUGGAACAUUUCACAAGUCAAAUAUUUGCAUUUCGUUACCAAAAGGUAAAGGUGAAGCAAAGGUGGAUGGUCAUUCUGAGAAAGGACCAAAUGUGAAAAUGCCACAAAUAGACAUUUCCCUCCCCAAAAUGAAAUUACCACAAGGGAAAAUUGAUAUAGAAGGGCCUGAGGUUGACAUUUCCUUGCCGAAAGACAUGCUAGAGGCAUGUGCAGAUGUUGAGGGCCACUUUGGAAAAGGGGAAAAGAUUCAAAUGCCUAAAGUAGAUGUCUCCCUACCUAAAGUGAAAUCACCUGAGCAUGCCAUUGCUGAGGGGCCUGAUAUAAAAGCAGGAAAAUUGAGUAUGUCAUCAAUUGAAAUUUCACUUCCUAAAGGCAAAACUGAGGGAAAUAUUGAGAUUGGAGACCCAUCUGUGAAAGGAGGCAAAUUUAAAAAACCACAUCUAGAUGUCUCGAUUCCAAAAAUGAAAUUAUCCAGAGGUGCAAUCAAUACUGAGGAUCCAGAGGUCAAAAGUGAGAAAUUCCAAAUACCACCCAUUGAUAUAUCAUUACCAAAAGGAAAAAUAGAGGCCAGAGUUGAGGUCGAGGGUCAUUCUGGAAAUGCAAACAUGCCCAAAAUUGAUCUAAAUAUGUCACUGCCAGAGGGUAAACUCGAUUCUCAGAGUCCUGAUGUAAAAAAGUUUAGCAUCCCCGGAGCUGAUAUUUCAUUACCAAAAGGAAAAACAGAUGAACAGAUUAAUCUUGAGGUUGAGAAGGGAGAUACGUUUCAGAUUCCUAAAUCUGAUAUACGUCUACCUAAACUCAAAUCAGGAGAAGUUGAUUUUGAUGUUAAAAGAACCAAUAGGAAGUUUCACAUGCCAGCAAUUGAUAUUUCCUUGCUACAUAAAAAAGACGAAAGAUAUGUUAAUGUGGAACCCUCUGGUAAAUGUGGAAAGGUUGAUAUCUCUCUGCCUGCAGUGAAAGAUUCUGGUGUUGAGAUUUCCUUGCCAAAAAUGAAGUCACCACAAGGUGACAUCAGUAUUGAAGGGCCUGACAGCAAAAGAUUCAAUAUGCCAUCCGUUGAUAUAUCAUUUCCAAAAGUAACUGACACAGGUGAUGUUGAUCUCAAGAGACAUUCAGGAAAAAUAGGAAAGUUUGAUAUUCCAAAACUGGAUAUUUCCUUACCAAAAUUUGAAUCAACCAAAGGGGAACUCAGUGUGGAUGGACCUGAAUUCAAAGGUGUUGAGUUAAAUAUACCUUCUUAUAAUAUCUCCUCAGCAGAGGUUAAAACAGACGGUGAUGUUUGUCUGGAGGGAAAUACCAAAAAGGGCACAAAAUUUCAAAUGCCAAAAUUGAACAUUCAUUUACCGCAAAUAAAAUCAGCAGGGACUGAAAUAAAUAUUGAAGGACCUGAAUUGAAGGGUGGGAAGAUAGAUAUCCCAGAUGUUGACAUUUCUCUUACACAAGGAAAGGUAAAGGGAGAUGGCAAAGUUAAUGUCAGUAAGGGGGGCAAGUUUCAUUUGCCUCAAGUUGAUUUGUCACUUCCAAAGAUUAAAACAAGAUCUGUGGAAGUCAAUGUAGAAAGACCAGAUGUAAAAGGAAGCAAAGUUUACACACCUUCCCUUGACAUUUCUUUGCCUAAAGAUAAAACUGAGAAAAACACUGUUAUAGAAGGCCAUUCUGGAACAGGUAUAAAGUUUAAAAUGCCAAAAACCGAUGUUUUAUUGCCAAAAGUAAAAGCUACAGAAGGAGAAAUUGGAACUGAAGCUCCUCAGAUCCAAGGAGGAAAGUUAAAUAUGCCAUCUAUUGAAAUGUCCUUUCCAAAAGGGAAGGUGAAAGGAAACACUGACCUUGAUGGCAAAAAAACAAAUUUGCCUAAAUUUGUUAUUAGCUCACCUAAGAUUAAAUCUUCAGGUGGAGAAAUCAAUACUGAUAUCAAGGAUGGAAAGUUUCACAUGCCCUCUAUAGAUAUCUCUCUGCCAGAAGGAAGAACAGGAGGAGAUGUGACUGUCGAAGAGCAUGAAGGCAAAGGAAGAACAUUUGAAAUGCCUAAAUUAGAUGUUUCUUUGUUUAAAUUAAAACCAUCAGGGGGUGAAAUCGACAUUGAAGUUCCCGAUAUCAAGGGUGGAAAGUUUCACAUGCCCUCUAUAGAUAUCUCUCUGCGUGCAGGAGACGCAGGAGGAGAUGUAGAUGUUGAAGGACAUGGAAGAAAAGGAAGAAAAUUUGAAAUGCCUAAAUUAGAUGUUUCCUUGCCUAAAUUAAAACCAUCAGGAGAUGAAAUCAACAUUGAAGGUCCCGAUAUCAAGGGUGGAAAGAUUGACAUGCCCUCUAUAGAUAUCUCUCUGCCUGCAGGAGGCGCAGGAGGAUAUGUAGAUGUUGAAGGACAUGAAAGAAUAGGAAGAAAAUUGGAAAUGCCUACAUUAGAUGUUUCCUUUCCUAAAUUAAAACCAUCAGCAAGUGAAAUCGACAUUGAAGGUCCCGAUAUCAAGGGUAGAAAGAUUGACAUGCCCUCUAUAGAUAUCUCUCUGCCUGCAGGAGGCGCAGGAGGAGAUGUAGAUGUUGAAGGACAUGGAAGAAAAGGAAGAAAAUUUGAAAUGCCUAAAUUAGAUGUUUCCUUGCCUAAAUUAAAAACAUCAGGAGGUGCAAUCAAUGUUGAAAGUCCCGAUAUCAAGGGUGGAAAGUUUCACAUGCCCUCUAUAGAUAUCUCUCUGCCUGAAAGAGGAGCAGGAGGAGAUAUAAAUGUUGAAGGACAUACGGGAAAAAGAAGAAAAUUUGAAAUGCCUAAAUUUGAUGUUUCUUUGCCUAAAUUAAAACCAUCAGGAGGUGAAAUCAACAUUGAAGGUCCCGAUAUCAAGGGUGGAAAGUUUCACAUGCCCUCUAUAGAUAUCUCUCUGCCAGGAGGAGGAGCAGGAGGAGAUGUAGAUGUUGAAAGACAUGCAGGAAAAGGAAGAAAAUUUGAAAUGCCUAAAUUUGAUAUUUCUUUGCCUAAAUUAAAACCAUCAGGAGGUGAAUAUACCGAUAUCAAGGGUGGAAAGUUUCCCAUGCCCUCUAUAGAUACAUCUCUGCCAGGAGCCACAGAAGGAGAGCUUGAUCUGGGUGGUGACACUAAAAAAGGUUUAAGAUUUCAGAUGCCCACUGUUAUCUCUAUCCCUAAAAUGAAACUAACAGAUCAUGAACUAAAAGUUUGGUCAGAGAAGAAAGACAUAGACAUUUCAGUACCUAAACUGACUCAUGAUUCUGAUAUAGCGACCAAAGCUACUGGUGUCAAAAUUAGAGAUUUAAAUGUCCCUGAAGUAACUUUAGGUGGGAACAUCAAGCUGCCAAGUGUGAAAAUACCAACUGUUGACAUAUCUGCUCCUAAAGUUGACCUGGACUUUACUCUUUCAAAGGGAAAGGGCAGUGAUAGAGAAAACAUUGAACUUCUUAAGGCGGAGGAUGGAAGGCCAUCAUCUGGGGCGAGUUUUGAUGUACCAGACGUCUCUAUGAAAAUGCCCAAAAUAUCAUUUCCUAAAUUUGGCAGAAAAUUGAAAAGUGGAGACAAACUAGAACUAGACAGUCCUGACUUAUCUAUAGAUUUGGACAUGGAAAGAACAUUACCAUCAGUGGAAACAUCUAAAAAGGAUACUGAAAUAAUUGGUACUGCCGCUGAAAUGAAGAUAAAAGCAGGUGCUGGAGAAAUUACAAAACCAGAAAUCAGAGUAGAGGGUCCUGAUGUUAAGGUCAAAUCCAAGCUCAAAUUCCCCAAAUUCAUGACACCUAUUCCCAAAGCAAAGCUCAAAGAUGUGGAAAUGGCUAUGCCUGGAUAUGUGGAUAACAAAGGAAAGGUCAGAAUGCCAGCAGUUGAGAUAUCAUUGCCAACAGCAAAUAUUCCAGAAUGUGAGGUAUUUCUUCCUAAAACUGAGGUUGAUGUAUCUGAAGCAGAUAUCAGAGGUUAUGAGGGCAGUUUAAAAAUUCCUAAGAUGCCAACAAUUGGCAUAUCAGUUCCAAAAGUUGAUUUGGAUGUUUCCUUGCCUAGGUUAAAACUUCAUGAAUCAAUAGACUCUUCUGACUUACACAUUAAUAGUAGUAGGGGUACAGUAAAUCUUCCCCAUGUCAAGAUACCUAAAGUAGACAUUUCACUUCCUCAUGGAAAAACAGGUGACAUAGAUAACCAUGAGGUGGAGAUUGGAAGGAAGGGUAACAUAAGAAUGCCAGAAGUGGAAAUAUCAUUACCAGAUGCAAAACAUGACACAUCUAAUGCUGACAUUAAAGGUGAAAAGCUAAAAAUACCAAAAAUGUCCGUGCCCAGUCUUGAUAUAUCAUUACCUCAUGGAAAAAUAACGAAAAAUGAUGAUCCUGAUUUAGAAUUUGGAGUGAAAGGGAGUAAAUUAAAAAUGCCAGACAUUACGGUGCCUAAGAGAGAUGUAUUGCUACCUCACAAAAGCAAAGAAGAAAGUCAUGCACCUGAUUUAGAACUAGAAGGUGGAAAAUUAAAGAUGCCAACAACUGAUAUAUCCCUUCCUAAAAUAAAAUCUAAAGACGUUGUUCCAGAAAUUCAACCAGAUGUAGGAAAAGGUAAAGUCAUGAUCCAUGGAAUUAAACUACCAACAAUAGAGGACACUAAUGACCUUGAACUGGGAGUGUGUGGCAAAGAAGGGAAAUUUAAGGUUCCUGACAUCAAAAUUCCAAAAGUAGAUGUAUCAUCUCAAGGUCAACCAGAGAGUGCAGAGAAAACAGAGGUCAGAAGACAAGGCGGCAACUUUCAAUUACCGAAAAUAACAAUACCAAAAGUGGAUAUAUCAUUACCAUACGGCAAAUCAGAUGACCCUCAGGCUUCAGGGUCUGUGGAAGUAGAAGGUGGGCAAUGUAAAAUGCCUGAUAUUAAGAUACCACAGGUUGCCAUAUCAUUACCAGAAAGUAGAACUGGAGAGUUUGAUACCAAAGAGAGAGAAUCUGGAGGAGGGCAUGGAAAACUCACAAUGUCAAAUGUUAAAAUCCCAAAACUAGAUAUAAGAAUGUCUAGAGAAGCAGACAUGUCAGAUCCUUCCACUGAUGCGAGCCUUAAGGAUUCGCAUAAAGAGGGUAAAAAGAUGAGGAUGCCUAAUGUGGAUCUGGAGCUGGAUCUUGGCUUAUCAAGAGAAGGAAAAAAGAAUAAAAAGAAGAAUGAACUUCCAGAUACUGAUCUGGAACCUGCCGCACCGAAAGAAAAAAUAAAAGGGCCAAAAGUUAAAGGUUCGAAAUUUAAUAUUGGAAUGCCAAAACUAAGAGUAUCUGGAUCAGAAAAUGACAUAAACAAGUCUGGAAAAACGGAUGCUAAAUUUCUAAAAGGAGCAAAAACUGAUGCAAACUUGAAAGCUGAUUUACAAGCACCAAAGAUUCCCGAACUUGAUUUUGACAUUGAGACUGCCCAAGCUGACACUAAUCAUUCUGAAGAAGAUAAAAAGCAGACUGGUAAAGUCAAAAUUCCAAAAUUUGGAAUACCUCUGCCUUUUUUAAGUUCACCUGAAGCCAACAUCAGAUCAUCUCAGGGAAAAGGUCACUCUAUAAACAUAGACUCUGAGGCAGAGUAUGAAAGCCCACAUAUGCCAAAAUUAACAAAAGCUGUAUUUGUUAUGGUGAAUCCACAAAUGGAGAACACUGCUAGUAUAGGUGGUGCAGCAAGUGCAGAAAUUGUAGAUGAGAAGCUCAAGCAGCCAAAGAUCAAAAUGAAGCCAAGUUUUGGCAAGUCUCGAUCAAAUGAAAAGGAGAAAGCAAUAUAUUGUGAAGAUGAGGUGGAAACUGAGGGAAAGUCAAAAACCUUUAAGCUUAAAUUGCCAAAAGUGACAUUUUCUUCUGGGCAGAGAGGAUCAUUUGAUGUAACACCAAGUGGGUCUGAUGAUGGAACAGGUCCAAGUCUAAAUGGUGACAAAGAUGAAAAAUCAAUGUUUGGAAAGCUUAAAAUGCCUAAAGUGUAGUUUUUCUCACCAUACUCAAAAGAUGCAAGUGAGGAAGAGGAAAUGGAAACAAGCCUGAAACUCAGGAAUGAGGCCUCGGGAGAAAGCAAAGAGAGCAAGGAGUCAAAGACAAUAUCAGGCACAAUGUCAUUCCCAGGUCUCAGGAAGAAAACAGAGAAGGAUGAGGAGGUGAGAAAGAUUAGCACUAUAGUAUCCUCGAAAGCAAAGACUGAAAUGUUGGCAGAAAGGGAGGGAUCAGAGUCUCCAGUACCCACAGUAUCAGCUGGAUUUGUCUCUGUAACGAAGAGUGAAGAAAGAGAGGAGACAACAUGGUUCAAAGUACCCAAAGUCACCCUUAGUCCCCAUUCUACUGGCAUCCUUAAUAUCACACCAGAAAGCUCUCCAAAAGGACGCAAGUCCUCUCUUCCUUGCUCUAGCGAGGAAGCCUCUGGAGGUUUCUAUGUGAAGAUGCCAAGCGUAGAGUUUUUGACCCGUGAAAUGCCCUCAGAACAUCUGAUUACUAAAACAGAGGGAACUCUUACUGUAGUGACUAAGACAACAAAGUAUACCGAAACAAAAAGUACCGGUUCGAAACAGUAAGAAUCUCAGUUACAGAACUGUGACAUACUUGUCAUGUCUCGGAGGUUUUAUUCUAUUUAAUGUAAAGAAAGCAAAAAUAUUUUCACCAGCUUUUGCAAGAAAAACAUAACUUAUACAUAAUGAAAAUGUUGAGAAUAUUAUUUAUUGUAGACCUUAUUUUCAUGUUUUGUAACUUGCCAACUUUUGUAACUUGCCACUCUGUAUAAACACAGGCACAAAUCUGUGUAACAUAGAUAGAUGCAAAGAUAUUUAAAAACAGUUUGUUUUUUUGCUCACGCUUUUCUUGUGCAGUCUUGAAUUACAUUUAUGCUGUAGAAUUUUACAGCAUUUUGGUAAUAUUGCUUUGCCUUUUCGUUGCCUGGUUUGUCUCUGUAGUUUUUGGUUGUUGUUAUGGAAUUGUGUUUAUUUUAAAUACUAUUAGAAAUACAUGUACUAUUUUUACAUAUGUAUAUGCAUGAUCUGUACAGAUAAGACACUAAAAUGAAAGCCUGUAAUGUUGAGUAUUUUUGUGAUCCAUAUUUUUGUCACUUUUAAGAUAAAUCCAAACAAUAUUAAGGUUUUUUUUUUCAUUCACAUUGUGACAUGCUGUACCAGAUAGCACUUCUCUGUUCAUGAGAAAGGCUCUGAAUUCUUCUGAACUGAAAACACUGAGUGUGAAAUGUUUUUCUUUUCUUUUUUUUUUAAAUUAACUCUUGUGUUGGUGAUGGAAUUAGUCUACAUGCAAGCAAUGCUGUUGUAUAUGUAUCAUAUUUUAGGCAGGUUUAAGUACAUGUGUUUGUAUGUGUUGCUUUUUUGAAACAGUCAUUUAGAUGAUGCUCCAUCUCCAUCUGAUGCAAAAAUAGAACAGUCAAAUAAAAUAUUAACAUUCUAAUGAGUGGUAACUAAUUAUUUCCUGAUCUUUUUCACUGAUUUCUCAUCAUUCUACUAAUGUGGCAGCACUAAUACAUGACAAGUAGUGGUCCAAUUCUGAUACUGACAUGGCAAGAAAAAUCUACAAACAACAGCAGGCAGCCUUCCCCAAGAUUGAAAUAUACAUUAAUAUUGAACAUAUCUAACAAUGUUUCAUGAAUGAUGAAACCUACAUCCAG